This is a messenger RNA of Tetrahymena thermophila SB210, 1623 nucleotides long. Its product is annotated as serine carboxypeptidase family protein. Gene Ontology annotation, molecular function: serine-type carboxypeptidase activity. Lineage: Eukaryota; Ciliophora; Oligohymenophorea; Hymenostomatida; Tetrahymenidae. The record is from RefSeq and is a predicted model, not a curated record. The transcript is spliced from 3 exons. Gene Ontology annotation, biological process: proteolysis.
UAUAGAUUUAGUAAAAGAAAAUGUACAUACAUUAAAUACUUAAUUUAUUAAUAAAUAAUAUUAAAAUACGAAAGGGCAUAAAUUAAUUCAUUAGGAAAUAAUAUAUUAAAGAUUUGAUUUAAUAAUUACUUAAAAUGAAAUAAACAAUACUGAUUUUACUCGCUUUAAGUUGUGUUUUAGGUACAUAAAAUCCUUUAUUUUUAAAUGAAACCUAUACCACUGGUCUCAUUACUAUCAAAAAAUCAAGUGAUAUCUUUUACUGGCAUUUUGAAUCAAGAAGUAAUCCCUCUGAGGAUCCUAUAGCUUUCUGGUUAGCUGGAGGUCCUGGUGCCUCAUCUAUGAUCUCAGUUCUUGCUGGUAAUGGUCCUUACAGAUUGAAUUAGUAAGAUUAAACUUUAGAAACAAACAUAUAUGCUUGGAAUAAUUAAGCUAAUAUGGUCUUUGUGGACUAGCCUGUUGGAACUGGUUUUUCAAAUGCUGGAAAUGGUGAAUUAACUAAAAGCGAGAGUGAAGUUGAAGAAGAUUUUUACUAAUUCCUUUUAGGCUUUUUUGAAUAAAAUCCCUAGUAUAUUGGAAGACCACUUUACCUUACUGGUGUAUCAUAUGCAGGCCAUUUUGUUCCUGCUAUAGGUGCAAGUUUAAUUAAGAAGAAAGACCCAAAAAUUAACUUAUAAGGUCUUGCUAUUGGUAAUGGUUGGGUAGAUCCUUAAAUUUAGUACCCUUCUUAUGGUGAAUUUGCUUUCAAAAAUAACUUGAUUAGUUCUUAUGAAUACAAUUUAGUUGCAAAGCCUACCUUAUCUAAUUGUUCUAAAUUAAUUGCUAAAAAAGCACCUUAUAAAAUUUUUAAGCCUAUUUGCAUGAGAGGUAUGUAUGAUAUAGUAGGUAACGAAGAGAAUCCUAAGUUUGAUGUUUACAACGUCAAAUGUACUGGACCUGAUUGCGAAAGUGCUUUCAAUGGCUUAUCUGAUUAUUUUAAUAGAGCAGAUGUUUAGGCUGCUUUAGGAGUCUCAGGAAGAAACUGGUAAAUAGAAUCUGAUCCAGUAUAUGAUGCUCUUGAAUAUGACUAUGACUUAAGCUAUGCUUAAGAUGUUGCUUUUGUUUUAGAAAGUGGAAUUAAGGUACUAGUUUACUAUGGUGACUUAGAUUUUAUAUGCAACUAUAUCGGAGGGCUUUAAUGGGCUGAAAACAUGAAUUGGAGUAUGUAAAAAGAUUUUUAAAACGCAGAAUUCUAAGACUAUCUUGUAGAUGGAAAAGUUGGAGGUUAAUUUAAAAGUGCUGGUAAGUUUUCAUUCCUUACAGUAAAUCAAUCAGGGCACAUGGUUACAGUAGAUCAACCUGCUCUAGCUUUGCAAAUGUUUAAUUAAUUUAUUUCUAAUUAAAACAUCAGAAAUAAAGAUUAAUAUUGAGUAUAUAUAUAAAUCAAUAAAUAAAUUUGUCUUAUCUUAAAAAAUUAUUAUAAACUAAUCAAUAAUUAUUAUAUUUAAAUCUUAAAUUACCCUUUAGAUUUAAAUCAAUUACUUAUUAAUAAAUUACAAAAAUGUUAAAAUUAAAUAUAACCUUUCAUCAAAAUAUUUAUGAAAAUAAAUCUUGUUUUAUUAAUAACAAUCAAGCAUUACUUACUUG